AUUGUUACGCGCGAUAAUUUAAACAUUUCAUUAGUGGAGUGAAUUUCAGUUGACCAUUAUUUUAUUAUUAAAAUCCUAAUAACUGAUUCACGAUGGAGGAUAAGAAGAAACGUGGAUCUAAUUAUACACCUGCUGAGAAAGAUAUGCUCUUGGAAGUGAUAAAAAAAUAUCAAAAUAUUAUUGAGAACAAAGAGACCAACGCUCACAUGAUACUGAAGAAGCGAGAGGCUUGGGAAACAGUAUGCCAGCAGUAUAAUACUGUUGCUGUGAGUGGCUCCAGAACCUGGCAACAGCUACGUCACCUCUAUGAGAACCUCAAACAGAGGUCUAAAAAGAACAUAGCUAAGGCAAAUCGGCUUCAGUACUAUGAGACCACUGACAGCAUGAGAGAUGUGAAAACAAAGGCAUCAUUAGAUAAGAAAGAAAUUAAUCGUACUGGUGGUGGAGCAUACAAAAGUGUAUUGACAGAACAAGAUGCACAAAUUCUAGCCAUGGUUGCUCCUCAAAUUCAACCAUUACCUAAUCCCUAUGAUGAUGCUGCAGCAUAUUUUGGAGAUACAGAACCAGAAGUAACAAUAGACAGUUAUACGAAAAAAACUGAUAGCGGAAUUAAAUCCUCUUCUGAAGUAGAAAUAAUCCAAAUCUUGGAUGACCAAUACAUAGCCAUGGCAAACAAGAAUACAGCAGAAAAUAACAAACCUUGUACAGUUACAUCAAUAAAUACAGCUGAUGACCAACAAGCUGCAACAAUCAUCAUACCCCAAGAAAAAAGCAUGCAUCCAACAUCAUCCUCAGCUGGACAAUUGAAGACAUUGAAACCUACACAUACUACAGUGAAACAGCAAUAUUUUCGGACAAAACUUAGAAAUGCCAAAUUAGAAACCAAACACCUCAUGAACAAGAGCAAAAUGAAAAUGAAUCUGUACAAAAUAAAAAUGCAGUUUUGGAAAUUGAGACUACAGAAACUAAAAUCUAAAUCUUAAUAAACCUAUAUUUAAGUGGAAAAAUGUGUAUUUAUUAAAUUGGUCCUUACUAUGAA
Messenger RNA from Colias croceus (clouded yellow), 1039 nucleotides. Its product is annotated as myb/SANT-like DNA-binding domain-containing protein 3. The record is from RefSeq and is a predicted model, not a curated record. Bases 93 to 983 code for a protein of 296 amino acids. Lineage: Eukaryota; Metazoa; Arthropoda; Insecta; Lepidoptera; Pieridae. The transcript is spliced from 8 exons.